AUGAGCCUGAGUACGUCGAGUGCUUCGAAGGCCAACGUUUCGAACCAUCAAGCUGUGAUUAUCGACAAAGCCACUAUUCACUACAAGCUACAAGCCGACUGCAAGUCCGAACGAGCAAAGCAAAAGGUGGAGAACAUGAUUCCGACAACGACGAAGGAUUUUGGUGGAAGUCCCGAUUAG
Penicillium hordei is the source of this 180-nucleotide messenger RNA. RefSeq lists its product as uncharacterized. Bases 1 to 180 code for a protein of 59 amino acids. The transcript has a single exon. The record is from RefSeq and is a predicted model, not a curated record. Lineage: Eukaryota; Fungi; Ascomycota; Eurotiomycetes; Eurotiales; Aspergillaceae.